UGGAUGACUUGCUGGCCAAGCACAGCCCCAGAAAAGCCCUGCGUGUAGCCAUGAUCGCCAAGCAGCAGCAGCUUCCAUGGUUGGAGGAUGUGCCACAGGAAGGUGUGUGGGUAGAGGUGGCACCAGUCUUGAGCAGACCAUGUGGUGAGGGACAAUCGUGGAAGGACUAUCCUCAUUUGGAUUGCCGACGCGAAUUUGGCCCCCUCAUUCGUCAUCGAGCGGAACUUUUUCACCAGUGUCUCGUGCGGCAGGCGCUUGAAUCACCUGUUUGUCAGCUCUGUGGCACCGGCGCCUACCUGGCCGACGACUUGGCUGGACCUAAGCACUGGACGAGACUGUGGACCAGGAUUCAGGCUUCGCCGUCGAUGGUGCAGCUGAUUGCACAGUCCUGGAACGAGCAUCGAAUGCCGGGAGGAAAGAUUCGGAUGAACGAGUUGGACGGUCGGAUCCACAUCUUCAAGGAGCCGUCAAAAUGUUCCGUGCCGUGUCCUUCCCUUGGCGUGCCCCUUACUUCAGUGAUGCCGACUGCGAACAGCUUCACAGCACCUGCGCCCGAUUUCCGCGAUGAUUCCGAAUCCGAGUGGUCGGACUGCUCUUUGCGCGUCAUCGUGGGACAUGAGAUGAUGAUGGAGCCAUAUCCCAUCGCAAGCUGCUGCUCCUCCUCCGCUGUUCGCUUGGAGCGAGUCCAAACCUGGCUCAGGUCUCAAGCCUCGUUGCACCACGGGGACAUUGUGGAGGUUUGAGACGGGUUUUGUACCGCCAGUGACCGCCAGUGGAAUGUGGAA
Molecule: messenger RNA, 785 nt
Organism: Durusdinium trenchii
Lineage: Eukaryota; Dinophyceae; Suessiales; Symbiodiniaceae
Source: the annotation of a GenBank genome assembly